AUGGAAGAGGUGCAGGAAAAGACGACCGUGGCGGUUGUCGGCCUCGGCGGGAUGGGCAUAGCAGCUGUCAAGAAUUUGAUCGAAGAGGGGUUCGAGGUCACUGGCUUUGACAAGAGCCCAUACUAUGGUGGUCUCUGGCACUUUACCGAGGACAAGGAGACUCUAAGUAUCCUUGAAUGUAAGCCGACUUCCUUGGAUAACCCACACAAGCCAACAUACCCAUUGAACGAGCAAGUCACUUGGCUUUUGCACCCUGUCGCCAGCCCUAACACACUAUUGCAGAUGUGCUAUACCGACUUUCCCUUCCCAGAAGAUACCCCGACGCACUGUUCCGCAGGCGAGGUACAAAAGUACAUUGAGUCGUACGUCGAGCACUUUUGCCUCGCGCCGCACUUUAGACUCAACACCACCGUCACGCACAUUUCCGAGAGCGAGGAGACGGGCCGGUGGAGGAUCGACAUUGCCGGCGCGCCGUCGCAGAACUUUGACAAGGUGGUCAUGGCGACGGGGCCGCACGUCAAGGCGACGCCCUUUAGGCUCGAGGGUCAAGAGGUAUUCGAGGGCGAGGUGAUGCACUCGCAGCGGUUCAAGAGAGCAUCCGAUUAUGCGGGUAAAAGGGUCGUGGUUUUGGGCAUGGGCAACACCAGCGCCGACAUUGCGAAUGAGCUGGUGGGAGUCGCCUCAAAAGUCUACCUGUCCCAUAACAGAGGCGCACACGUCCUGCCUCGCGACCUCAAAGGCGUACCCGCGACCAGCGUGCUCACCCACCGUCUCAUCCGUCUGCAAAGCUUCAUCGACCGUCUCUUCCCGCGCCUGCGCGACCUCCUCAGCGGCCUCGUCCUGCACCGCAUGACCAGCACCGUCUUUGGCGCCCUCGACCCCGCGUGGGGCCUCCUCCCCGCGCCCCCGGCCACCGUCACCAACCCCAUCAUCAACGACGCCCUCAUCCCGCACCUCCGCAGCGGCGCGCUCCUCUCGGUCCCGGGCAUCCGCCGCCUCGUCGGCCCCUCGGCCAUUGAGCUCGUCUCCGGCGCCAUCAUCCACGCCGACGUCGUCGUCUGCUGCGUCGGCUACCAAAACAACUAUCACGACAUCCUCUCGCCGCGCGUCGACCCGACGCGGCACCUCUCCGCCGCGUGGGACGCCGCGCCGGGCGCCCGCGGACGGCCCCUCCCGCGGCUCUACCAAAACGUCUUUUCGCUCGACCGCCCCGACUCGCUCGCAUUUGUCGGCUGCGCGUGGUUCGCGACGGGCGCGCUGACGGUCGCGGACCUGGCGAGCAUGUGCAUCGCGCAGGUGUGGCGCGGGCGCUCGCGGCUACCGCCUGCGGAGACGAUGGAGGCGUGGAUGGACGCGCAGGAGGGGUAUGUGGCGCGGCUGGCGCGCAGAGGCACGGUGGUGCCGGCGACGGUGGACAUGCGCGCGUGGCUCGUCUGGGCGGACGAGACGGCCGGGAUGGGCGUGGAGAGACGCGUCGGACGCUGGUGCGGGUGGGAAUCGUGGGCGUUUUGGUGGCGUGAGAGGAGGCUGCACGCAAUGAUUGAGGCGGGCGUGUUUACGUCGGUGGUCUGGAGGCUGUUUCCGGGUAGCAAGAGCAAAGCGUGGGAGGGCGCGAGGAGGGAGAUUGAGAGGCUGAAUGAGAGGCAUGAGGAAAAGCUGGCGGCGUAUAAGAGGAGCCAUUCGUGA
Molecule: messenger RNA, 1686 nt
Organism: Beauveria bassiana ARSEF 2860
Lineage: Eukaryota; Fungi; Ascomycota; Sordariomycetes; Hypocreales; Cordycipitaceae
Product: dimethylaniline monooxygenase 3
Exons: 6
Coding region: 1-1686 (561 amino acids)
Molecular function (GO): NADP binding; flavin adenine dinucleotide binding; N,N-dimethylaniline monooxygenase activity
Source: RefSeq, a predicted model, not a curated record